Rattus norvegicus (Norway rat) is the source of this 1274-nucleotide messenger RNA. Lineage: Eukaryota; Metazoa; Chordata; Mammalia; Rodentia; Muridae. The record is from RefSeq and is a predicted model, not a curated record.
GACCUGUCCUCCGAGCAGGGGUCAACACAGGUACUACCUUUGUGGAGAACAAGAAGGCUCAGCUGGUGGUGAUUGCCCAUGAUGUAGACCCCAUUGAGCUGGUGGUUUCCCUGCCUGCCCUGUGUCGAAAGAUGGGAGUGCCCUACUGCAUCAUCAAGGGAAAGGCCAGGCUGGGGUGCCUGGUCCACAGGAAGACGUGCACCACCGCUGCCUUCACACAGGUUAACUCGGAAGACAAGGGUGCUCUGGCUAAGCUGGUGGAAGCUCUUAGGACCAAUUAUAAUGACAGAUAUGACGAGAUCCGUUCCCACUGGGGAGACAACGUCCUGGGUCCUAAGUCUGUGGCUUGCAUUGCCAAGCUGGAAAAGGCAAAGGCUAAAGAACUCGCCACUAAACUGGGUAAAAUGUACACUUAAGUUUUCUGUACAUAAAUAUAAUUACAAAAUUUAAAAAAAUUAUUUACAUGCACUCGGAGUGUGCGCGCACGCAUGGGAGUGUGUGUGAAUGUACCUUGAGGGCAGCCCCUCAGUUUCCCUUUGCUUUCGGGUUUCAUUCUCUUGUGCUGGCUAAUUCCUGAGUGGCCAACAGUUUUCAGAACCACACAUAGCCAAGCUAUGCAGCAAAAGAGUAGAAAAUCCUGCUGUGAAUCCCGAAUUAAAAAAAUUCCAGGAAGGAGUUUUGCUUGUCUUUCUUGCCUUGGAUUCAGUACCUGGGGCAGGCAGGGGUUUGUGGGGUCAGGGCUCAGGCAGGAUGUGUAAGGUGAAAGCUUCCAGUCAAACCACCGGACGACAGACAUGAAGCAAACAGUGCUGACCUAGACAGACGGAUGAAUAGUGGCUGUCUACGAGUCUUACCUUGCACAGUCGUUUGAGAGAUAAAGUAAGCAUAUGUAUCUCACUGAUCACCGAGUGCUCAAUGUGACACAGAUACUGCUGCACACAGCAGCACGCUGCCAAUCUCUCCCUCCUUCACCAUGACACCACUCGCCUCAUGGUGCCUUUGUACCUUGCUAUGGAGAUAAAGAUAUGCUCUCGAAUGCACGCGCCCCAGUGGGAACAGCCUGUCCACUUCAGAUGUUCAACAUCUGCAAGAGGCUCUACGCUGCUCACUCUUCCUGGACAGAGCACGCUGUCUGCUUCUCCUGGGCCUUGCCCUAUUCGCCUCAGAGCCCCAGGUCACCACCACCACUUUGCAAAUCCUUCACAGCACACCCACAGCUCUGCACUGCAGCCUCCUUGGCUCUCCCAGAAGCCUGUUCUUUAUUCCCCCUACCC